AUGGCCGAAACAAACAUUUUAGACGAAUAAGGCAAAAGUAUAAAACCUGACAGCAACCAGGGAACGUUCCAGACACAAACCUGACAUAUAUACGCGUUAUAUAUAAAAAUCACCGAUGAAUGGUAAUAAGCACGACUCUCCACAGGAUGGCAGCAGUGUACCGUGGUGGGUCUUAGCUACUGCAAAACAGCGAGUGAAGAAGAAAUACGUGUCUUUGUGUUGCUCACUUAGCGUCACGCUCGUCCAAUAAGUGAUAAAGAAAAAAUAGCCGCACCGCCUGAAUAUUGAGAUAAUUCUCGCCAAAGCCAACUCCCCAUCCAUUUCUGAACCGCUUUCGUCGCGAGUGUGCCGAGUUAGAGUUGUUGAAAUUAGCUUGGGAGCGGCAAACGAAUCGACAACGUGAGCAAGGGAGGCGUUCACAUUUGCACGAUUUUGUGUCAACAGGUGUAAAGUCACAAUGCUGAGAGAGGUAAUGAAGGAGCGACUAAACGUUGCCAUGCAGGCAAUAUAUGAACUUUUUGAAACAACAAUAUUAGAGUAUGAAGAAGAACUUCGUCGAACAAAAGUGGAGAAAGAGCGAAAAAGCGAGCAACUACCGGAGGCCAUUUUGGAGUCUCGUAGUUUCCACAAAGAUGUGCAGCAGGUGUUGGUGAAGAGUCCAGAAGUUGUUCCCUCUGAAUGGCAGCAGCGGGAAGAGAAGUGCCUCCAGAUCAAAAGCCCCACUAAAAUAGAAGAAGAGAACAUUCAGAGCUGUCAGGAUUGGGAGCAGCUUCCACCCCACAAGAUGGUGAACGUUGGGAUCAACACAAUCUCUUUGACUGAUGUCCAUUUGAAGAGUGAAGAGGACAAAGGUCUGUCCUCACAGUUUCAGCACACUCAAAGUGUGGAAGAGAAGUCAAGUCACGCUGAAGCGGAUGGCGAGCAUUGCGAAGAAUCUGACAAAAUUGCUCCGCUACCAGUCGUGGACGCCAUGUUUUUUCCCAAGAUCGAUGCCCCCACAGUAUCUCUGGCAAACUCCGAAUGUUACGCGCCGCAUCCCGCAAACAGCAAACCUUUGAGCUUCUCUCAGUGCGACGAAGCGUUUGGCAAAAUGAGAAGCCUGCGACCACACGUGAGGACGGGCCAGAAUCCUGCCGGCACGCACUUAAGCUGCCCCUUUUGUGAGAAAACCUUCAACUUCAAGGCCAACCUGACCAGACACGUGAACAUUCACACGGGCGUCAAGCCAUUCGUGUGCGCCUUGUGCGGCAACGCGUUUGCUCAAAGCUGCCAUCUGAAGAGACACAUGGGCACGCACACAAGCAACAAGCGGGUCGCCAGGCAAUACAAGAAAACCACCCCAGUGAGUGUGGUCAGUGCAGUCAAUUCUUGCAAGCCGGCUAUUCCUUGUUUGUUUUGCGCCAAAGGGUUCACAAAAAAAGCCUAUCUGGAGAGACACAUGAGGACCCACACAGGUGAGAGGCCCUUCAGCUGCGACGUGUGCAACAAACGCUUCAAUCGCAAAGACUACCUCAGACAUCACGCGUGUAUUAGAGACAAGAACUAAAUGGACACUAGCAUUUAAUUUUUUUAAGACGGUAUAUGGCCACGCCCUUCCGUUGUAUUGACUCAGCCAAAUUGAUUGUUUCUGCCCCCUCUCUCUCCGGGGGAAAAUUGAUCGCAAUCUUCACAAAAUUGAGAGAAACCGAAAAUUUUGCAAAGCAACGCAAGCCCUGUCAUGAAAGCAAAUUCAUCCAUGGCAAUAUUUGAGUUCGAUACGAACUGCGGGUCUCAAGGCCUCCGCCCAGAGAGUGUCACGACACAACUGGGCAUCCAACACCACGGAUAUCACAUUAUUUAAAACUGCAGCUCUAAAAUUACCUUUGUUGACAUAUUUGGAUGAACAUCCCCCC
Hippocampus comes (tiger tail seahorse) is the source of this 1892-nucleotide messenger RNA. RefSeq names its product zinc finger protein 846-like. Gene Ontology annotation, biological process: regulation of transcription by RNA polymerase II. The transcript is spliced from 3 exons. Gene Ontology annotation, cellular component: nucleus. Lineage: Eukaryota; Metazoa; Chordata; Actinopteri; Syngnathiformes; Syngnathidae. The record is from RefSeq and is a predicted model, not a curated record. The coding region runs from base 458 to 1546 and encodes 362 amino acids. Gene Ontology annotation, molecular function: DNA-binding transcription factor activity, RNA polymerase II-specific.